GUCUCAAAAAGCUUGAAUUAUUCUAGCACCCUCAUCUUCGUAUGUGUUCAACAUAGUAUACAGUUUGGUGUAAAUAAUUGAAACGUGAUCACAGAUGUGGCGUCGUAUCAAGCUAUCAAAUAUUAAAACAUAAGCAUGGAAAGCAACGUGGCAUUUCACAAUACCGACUAGCCUUGAAGAACUAUAUUUUAGCUGUUCUUGGCUGAAAUAACCCCUCCGACAGCCAUCAAAUAUAUAAACGGCAGGAAGACUAGGCAUAUCAGUGACGGGCGGUCUACCUGUCAUCCCAGCGGUCAUGGGUGUGCGAAGAAAUUUUACUUCCGUUUUAUACGCGGCUAAGAGACGGCCAUUAUUGAUAGCCUUCGUGUUGGUAACAGCUGUUACUUAUUUCAUAGUGUUCGAUCCAUUCAAGUCCACGCAAACUUCACUACGCCUAGGUGCUAGAGACACACGGCCGCGCACGUAUGCUCACACGUUUAAUCUAGGCGGACGAGUGUUCGGAAACGAGAAAAACUUUAAGGAUGUAUCUUCGUCUGUUACGACGUCGGUCGUUUUUGAAUUUGGAAGGGAGAGCAUACGAUCGAAAUUCGAUAUGCAAUUUGUUGACGACGUGUAUUUAAUGUGCCCCGCGAUUACCUACAAGGAUGACGGCAACAUCCAGUUGAUUAUGCGCAUUUGGCUACUGCCAAAGCUGAUUGAACUAAGGAAAUUAAACUCUAGACUCAUGAAAAAUUACAUUAUGGGUCAGACCCUGAAUUCAAACUACGACCCAGUAACAUCUCCAAGAAUUUUAGGAAUACCAAUCCCCAUGAUAGGAGAAGUUGGCGGACCUAACGAUCCCAGAGUAUUGCAUCACAAGGGGGUUUCCUACGUUCUCUUUAAUAAAUAUCUACCUACCAACAAAACCUGCGAAGGAAAACCAACCAACGUACAGAUUUAUCUUUACAACCUAGAAACCGAUGAAUCUAGGCUGUUGACGAUUGAGGGGGAUGCUCAGAAGUGCCGUGAAAAGAACUGGGUCUCGAUGAUCGUUGACGACAAAGUGUAUAUUGUGUAUUCCCUGGAUCCGACCCUCAUAUUACAAUGUGAUUUAGCCAAAGCCCACUGUAAGGUGGAAAACACUGGGAAAUCUUUCCGAGAAGCUUCUGAUGACGUCCAUUCAGACAAACCACUGCUCCGAGGUAGCACGCCGUAUGUCCUGUAUAAAUGGCCAUAUUACAUCACUCUGGUGCAUACGCGAUGGGUUAGCGAAUAUCAUUACGACAAGAACUUUAACUACUUAAUCUACGCCAUUCACCUUCUGGUCUUCAAUGCACAAACCUACCAAAUCGCCUACGUCAGCCAACCUAUAGAUAUGAGCCCCGAAUUCAUGAACCGUCAUAUGCCAUUCUUUGGCCACAUGCCCAAUUCUUUUAUAUACCCGGUUUCUUUGAUUCUAAGGGACUCUGACACUCUCCACACCGGGUUGCAUUUGAACGACAGGGAUUCGGUCAUUGCUGAAAUUAAAGGUCUGGAUAAUAUAAUGAAGGAGGUAUAUGCUUUUGUUAAAAACGACGAUAAGCCUACUCCAGGCUUUGUCAGUGAAUACAUGGCGUCCAUGGAUUUGUGGAAGAACAUCAAAGUGCCAGAGGAGGCAAAGGCACCGGAAGUUCAACAAGCUAUAGAAAUAGAAAUGAAAGCACUUCAAGCUAAAUUAAAAGCGAAAGGUAUUGAAUAAUAAAACUGUAAUCAUGGUAUUUUAUACCUAUGUUCAUUAACCGCUUUUGUUAGCAUAAUAACCAAAAAGAAUUUGCUUAGUCUCUUUUUGACAGUAAUGUAAAUUAAUGUACCAAUGUUUUUUAACCUUAGAUUUCUUUCAAGGACACGUAGUUGCCAGGUGGUUGAUGUUUAAUGUGCGUAGGUGCUACCCGGGGUGGUGCGUGUAAAUAAAUUGUAACAUUGUUAAA
Messenger RNA from Lingula anatina, 1946 nucleotides. RefSeq lists its product as uncharacterized. NCBI's taxonomy places the organism in Eukaryota, Metazoa, Brachiopoda, Lingulata, Lingulida, Lingulidae. The record is from RefSeq and is a predicted model, not a curated record.